Messenger RNA from Pecten maximus, 4433 nucleotides. RefSeq lists its product as uncharacterized. The transcript has 16 exons. Gene Ontology annotation, biological process: meiotic cell cycle; spermatid development. The record is from RefSeq and is a predicted model, not a curated record. Bases 220 to 2868 code for a protein of 882 amino acids. Lineage: Eukaryota; Metazoa; Mollusca; Bivalvia; Pectinida; Pectinidae. Gene Ontology annotation, cellular component: synaptonemal complex.
CGCUUGAGGAAUCUAACAAAGAAUCUCAGAAUGACAAUGAGAUAGAAGUGAUGCACAGCUCCUUUCACCCGGAGAGUGAUGAAGGAGCUUUGGACAGCAGAAAAUUUCCUGGAAAUAGAGACAAAGAAAUGUUGAAAACACCUACAAUCAUGAAGCCAGCAAAAAGAAUGCAGAAACUUACUGCAGAAAUACCAGUAUCUCCACCUACAGAGGAUCGAAAUGUGGAGAGUUUUGAUGACGGAAGAAAUGAAGAUACAGCAUUCUUCUAUAGAUUGUUGUGAGAUGGAGCAUAACAUUUCAGAGACGGAACAAAUCAGUCACAAAAGCAAGGAACGUAGAUUGAAUCCUGCAAAUGACAGACAAAAACAGACUCGCGAUGAAGAGAAUGAGGAAUUGAGUUGUUCAGAUGAUAAUUCACUUUCACUGUUUAACACAAAUCUAUCACAAGGGAAUACCAUCCGGUCUUUAAGUCAGAGGAAAUUCUUCAAAGAAAGAUCAGGAUCUUCAAUAUAUGAGAGGCAUGACGUACAGAGUGCUUGUGUGUCUGCAUCAGGUGUUCAGAAGAAAAAGUCUUGUGAGUUAGAAUAUGGUAACAGUAAUAAUCGGGUAUAUUUGGCAAUGUCAUACUCUUCUACAGAUAGAAUAGAUAUACCACCAGGAAGAGAUGUUGCUGGGGAUCCAUAUGAUUUUGAGCAGGAAUGUGAGAGAUCUUCUACAAGAUCAAAAAGUUAUAGCAAGCAAAGACAUGAGGCCAAGUCAAAUGGUAAACAAGGAAAAUAUGGAGUUCGGGCACAACUCGGUAACAGUGAUACGUCAUCAUUAAAAAAGAAAAUGUUUGUUUGUAAAAAUAUCAUGGAUGAAUCAACAUUCAAAGAGAAUCCAAAGCCUGCUUCUAAAUUAGUUGAUAACAAUAUGUUUAUAGCCUCAAAGCAAAGUAAUGACAAAGGCAAAAAGAAAAACUCAUCAAAACACCAAGGAAAAUUUGUUGAUGGUAUGAAUGAUACUGAUGCUGGACGAGAUUCAGUUUAUUUAAAGGGUCGAGCACCUUCAUGUCUUCCAAAAAAAUCCUCUAACAAAAUACAAAAAAAUCUAAAGGAGCUUCACAAAAAAAAAAUGACUAGUAAAAAUGUCGAUAGAUUGAUGGCCAGAUUUUUAGGAAGGAAAAGCAAUGGGAGUACCUGUCAAGAUUCAAAUGAAAAUGAAGAGUAUAUUCAUGAUGAUGAACUUUGUCUUUCUAAAGGUGAUUCUUCUAGUCCAUUGAAAAUUCCACACUGUGAAAUCACUCUUGAUGAAGUUGUAGGUGUUCCAAGAAUUCUAGGAGAAAAUAAUCAACUCCCUUGCUUCAAACAUCAUAAGCAUCAAAGUAAUCAACAAAAGACAGCACGAUUGGAAGGUUUCAAGGUCAAUGCUGAUUGUAACACUCAAUUUGAAAGAAAACAGAAAAUGAAACCAAAAACUGAAGAAAGAAAGAGAAGAAAUUCCUUUCAGGGGCCUAACACAAGAAAGGGAACAUUUAUAGAAGAAAUUGAAACCGUUGACUCAGAAGUCUCAGAUGAUCAAUUAUGCAGAUCUGAUGAUGUUAACCUGGAUGAGAAGUUGCCACCUGAAAAUAGCAUUAUUACAAAAUUCAACCUGUUUUGUAAGAGUAUAGUUGGAGAGUCGGACGAGAAUGUACCUAUAGAGAAGUCAAGAAAAGAAACAAACAGAGCAUUGGAUAAUGCAAAUAGCAGAAAAGAGAAUCAAGCAUGCAGAAAAAAUGACUGUGGACUUAAUAGCACUAAUGAUCCCAGGACACCUAAGUUUGUCACUUAUGAUCCUGAAGAUCAAGUGGAGAUAUGUAGCAUCAAAACCCCAAUGACACUACCUUGCAGUGAUAUUGAAGGUAGCCAAGAGGAGAGUUUACAUUCAGAUGAUUUACAGAUUCAGCCUCUGCAGGAACGAAAAGAAAAAUGUAACAGAAGCAGAAGUAGCAUGUUAUUGCAGCAAACAAAGGGCAUGGACCUCUCAGGAUUGAUAUCAGGAUAUUCAACAGAAAUGAGACCUUCCAGAUCAUCAUUAAAGAGAAAAUAUGAGUGUAUGCUUGAAAGUGGCGAUGACGAUGAUGUGUUUAGAAACAAUCUCAGUGCUGGCUUGGAUCUGACAGACACAUUAGAAAUGUCCCACCUAAGACCCAGAAGACUGUUUAGUUCUGAUUUUAAAGCUGUUGCAGAAAUUGCUGGCUGUAGUGAUGAUGAAGACAAAGAAGAUUUGUAUGGUACAUCAAAACACAACACCUCAUCACAUUCAAGCAGUCAUAACACAACAUCAAAUGAGAUGUUUGGUAAUUCCAUGAGUCACCUUGAAGGUAUUGGUGUAGAUGAUGGUGUUUCUAUGAUUGUGAAAGCUUUUGGGAUGGAUUUCAAGAAGCAAAUGCAGACAAAACAACACUGUCUAGAUGUGUUAGCAAAAACAGCUCUGAAGUCAAGCCAGAAGCAUUUAAGAAACAUUUUAACAGACAGGACAGAGAGAAGGACAAACAUAAUGCAAAGGUUUGAGAAAAAAUUGCUGGCCGAGUUGGCUGCACUUGGAAAUGAUGUCAGAACUCUGGAAGAUUCUGAAGCAAAGACAUUGGACUUUUUCCAGCAGCAAAUGCAGACUAUUAAUAACUGCAGAAUUUCUCAAGAAAAAAGACUGGAAAACUUGAAAAAAAUGCAGAUGGACUUUAUGGCAAGCAUGUGUCAUAUGGACCAGUAUGAAUCUAACCAACAGAAAACAUUCAAAAAUUCCAUGGAGAAAGACUUGACAACCAUGGAAAAGAAACUGCUUGCAGAUGCACAAAGACAUGAACUGACAACUGUAAGGAGAAGCCUUCACUCAAUGAUUGGCUAGAAUGUGAAACACACUGUUAUACUUAUUACAGUACUGUAGUUGUUGAGUUACCUGAUUUCUCAGUCUACAUUUGUCAUAACCAUGAGUUAUUCACUCAGCAACUUAUAGAAAGUUGACACAUUUUCAAAAUGUACUAUUGAUUGUUGUCAAAAAUGUGACAUUGUUUUGAAGAUAUAUCAAAUAUAUGAGUUCUACGGAGACAAGGUUGUGAAAAAAUAAUGAUAUGAAGUGAGGGGCACAUGAUUUUAUCCAGUUAAAUGAUUAUAAUCAAUUUUCUUGGUGCUUUAUUGCUAUCAUUUUUGUAGCUAAAUGAUCUUUAUUUACUAUUGGUUGUUACAAUACCAGUUUGUACCAUAGUUGCUAAAUGAUCUUUAUUUACUAUUGGUUGUUACAAUACCAGUUUGUACCAUAGUUUAUGUUUCUAUAAAGAUGCAUUUUGUGAAUGUUUGAUGUAGCCAUUAUUGUAUAUUAGAUAAGUGUUGUUGUUUUUUUAUCAAUAAACAUUAUUAUUAUAUUCAUUAACGGAUUAAUAUACUGACAAAGUAUAUGUAUAGUUUUAAAAUUUCUUGGUCAUUAUAUCUUUGCCUGAAUUCAAUCUUUUUUAGUAAAUUGUGAUAUUCUAUAAUGUAGAGUAACUCUUUUUUGUUUGGCAAUAUUAAAUUGAAUAUUAAUUCCUAUAUUAAAGAGAGGGUCAACAUCAAAACAUGUUUAGUUUAGUAAUGAUAGGAUGUACUUAUAGUCCCCUACUAGUAGUCCUUUACUGGUGAAACCACAGGUUCUAUAGGUUUCCUCUCGAUCUGUUUCGUAUGUACCCAUAUAUGUAUGAUGUAGGUAUGUACGUAACACCAAAGUUUGUCUGCACUCUAGAAUAUAGCUUCAUUCUUUGAGGGAUUUUGAUCAAACUUCACACAAUAAUACAGGACCAUAAUGAUUUUGACGACAAGUUAGAAAUCACUGUUACUAUCUUUAGCAGGGGUUGGUAGGGAACAUGUAUUGCUUAAGCAAUACCCAUAUGCUUGUUCAAUUGAAAAUGGAUAAAUAAUGAUAAUUAAGUUAAUUGUAUGUGGAAUGAAUUCCUUGCAAAAAAAAGAUAAAUUGAUGUUGGUCUAUUCAAAUCGCCUUUUGUCUGUGGUCUGUGGAAUGUCUGUCUGUCGUUAAACACAAAUUUUAUAUGUAGAUUCCUCUGUGUCGUUAAUUGUGCAUGUUCAAUUUGAGAAUGAUCGGAAAAAAUAGUUGACAGAUGGCCACUUUAAAUGUUUAACAAUUGAAGUUUAUUUCUGCAAUUUCACAGAAAGUACAGUAUGGAUCUUUCUCAAAUUUGAUAUAUAAGUUCCACAUGGUUCUUUCUUGUGCAUAUUGAAAUUUGAGACUGAUCCGAAACCAAUGUGCAGAUAGGCAUCCAUUUUGAAUUUUGACAGGUUGGAAGUUUGUUGCCUAGUUUCUCAGAAAGUACUCAAUGGAUCUUUCUCAACUUUGUUUACCAUGGAGCUCUGCAUGAUUUAUUUGGAGAUUGAUUAAAAGAAAAAAACAAAAACCGCCAACAGGCAACCAUUUUUAAUUGGAAA